AUGAACUCUCCGCUGCUGCGACAGGAAUAUGGCGUCUCGUUGACUAGCUUGCUACCUCCCAGGGCACAAGGUCAUUCCAGGUCGUCGUCAACAGCGAGCGAGUAUGACACGGGAUUUGCAGGACCAAGCAGGUCUCCAAGCACACCUGAACCAGAUGAUUACCUUCACACUCCAGACCCAAAGCGUGAUCUUAAGAGUGACAAGGGAGGCCACAUUUUCACUGCGCGAGGGAUUGCAAACUUGGGAUGCCUGUUUCUCUUGGUCGUAUUGAUGCUGAUGUUAUUCCUCGUGUUCCCAAUCAUCAGUCACCUGUCUAAGAAAAAGCCAACCCCUCAGAGUGGAUUUAAUCUCGGUGGCACCAACGCAACGGGGCAGAUUCCAUCCAUGCCUGGCAACCGCGGCGUCAUAGACGUGGAUACUCCGAAGGAAGCAUACACGAAGGCAUCGUACAUGAACCAAAACGACAUGUGGGACCUUGUUUUCUCUGACGAGUUUCAAGUUGAAGGACGGUCAUUUUAUCCCGGAGACGAUCCAUACUGGGAGGCUCCAAGCUUGCAUUACUGGGGCACGAAUGAUUUGGAAUGGUACGAUCCAAGCCAAGUAACAACGAAGGGAGGCGCAUUGCAAAUAACGCUGGCGAAGGUUGAUCCUGCUUCAAACCACAAUCUUACAUACAAGUCAGGCAUGGUCCAAACAUGGAAUAAAUUCUGUUUCACAGGCGGCCUCAUUGAGACUUCCGUUAUCCUACCGGGAUCUAACAAUGUCCAUGGUCUUUGGCCUGCUAUCUGGACAAUGGGAAAUUUAGGUCGCGCAGGCUUCGGUGCUAGUUUAGAAGGAUUGUGGCCAUACUCAUAUGACAGCUGUGACGUCGGCACGUUGCCAAAUCAAACUUAUCCUGGGACAUCCAAGCCGCUCGCUGCUGUACAGAACGGCGACCCUGAUCAUGGUGGCGUCUUGUCAUUUUUGCCCGGUCAACGACUGUCAGCUUGUACCUGCCCUGGUGAAUCACAUCCCGGUCCAGUCCGUACAAAUGGCGAUUAUGUCGGUCGUUCCGCACCGGAGAUCGAUAUCUUCGAGGCGACAGUCGAUGGUGGGAUUGGCAAGGUCUCCCAAUCGGCACAAUGGGCUCCUUUCAACGCGGGAUACGAAUGGUUGAACACUUCCAACAAUCUGCAGAUUUAUAAUUCAGACAUGACUGUUCUGAAUCCUUACCAUGGGGGAGCGUAUCAACAGACUACUAGUGGUCUCUCGCUCACGGACCAAGACUGCUAUGAGCUUGAUAAGGGUUGCUAUAGCAUCUACGGGUUUGAAUACAAACCAGGGUUCGAUGCUGGAUACAUCACUUGGAUUAGUAGCGGCGAGGCCGUCUGGACAGUCUAUUCUGGUGGACUUGGGCCUGAUACCGAGACCGAAAUUGGUGCCCGUAUCAUCCCUCAGGAGCCCAUGUAUAUCAUAGCCAACCUUGGAUUCUCACUCAAUUUCGGAGGGAUUGAUUUCGAGAACCUCCAGUUCCCUGCGACCAUGUCGAUUGAUUAUAUUCGCGUCUAUCAGCCUUCAAAUGCGCACAACAUUGGGUGUGAUCCCCCCGAAUUCCCAACUGCCACUUACAUCGAGACAUACAAGGAAGCUUAUACUAACUUUAAUCUUACUGGGUGGAGCUUCCCGAACUAUAAUCAGACAGUACCUAAGAACAGAUUGAAUGGAGGGUGUUGAGCACUUAUCCACGCCAUCCGUACAUUCACGACAUGCAGCAUCAUUUGCUUAUUGGGACUUGGGUUAUUUCAUUGCAUAUCAUUCUUGCAGCACACGCAUUUUACUGACGGUUCUUGCACAUGGGACUUUGCAUAUCAUAAUCUUGCACAUAUCCUCAUUACAUUCACGACUGUUACUUACAUUUGGUAUACAUGCUUAUACUUAAGAUAUUUGGUUCGUUGAUUUUUAA
Messenger RNA from Suillus subalutaceus, 1942 nucleotides. RefSeq names its product glycoside hydrolase family 16 protein. The transcript has 19 exons. Gene Ontology annotation, cellular component: plasma membrane; endoplasmic reticulum membrane. The record is from RefSeq and is a predicted model, not a curated record. NCBI's taxonomy places the organism in Eukaryota, Fungi, Basidiomycota, Agaricomycetes, Boletales, Suillaceae. Bases 1 to 1713 code for a protein of 570 amino acids. Gene Ontology annotation, molecular function: glucosidase activity. Gene Ontology annotation, biological process: (1->6)-beta-D-glucan biosynthetic process; fungal-type cell wall organization.